Messenger RNA from Elgaria multicarinata webbii, 3629 nucleotides. Its product is annotated as soluble scavenger receptor cysteine-rich domain-containing protein SSC5D-like. The record is from RefSeq and is a predicted model, not a curated record. Gene Ontology annotation, molecular function: serine-type endopeptidase activity. The transcript is spliced from 10 exons. Gene Ontology annotation, biological process: zymogen activation. NCBI's taxonomy places the organism in Eukaryota, Metazoa, Chordata, Lepidosauria, Squamata, Anguidae. Bases 1 to 3144 code for a protein of 1047 amino acids. Gene Ontology annotation, cellular component: plasma membrane.
AUGCGACUCUGCUUGUUCUUUUUGGUUGUCUUCUUGAGACUUCACGCCACAGGCUCGUUCCCGGUACGUCUAUCUGGAGGCCCAAACCUCUGUGCAGGACGGGUGGAACUUUUCCACCAAGGCGAAUGGGGGACGGUGUGCGAUGAUGACUGGGACUUGAGGGACGUAGCGGUGGUGUGCCGGGAGCUAGACUGCGGGGAUGCCCUUUCAGCACCCCAUGGGGCCUGGUUUGGUGAAGGAGUCGGACCCAUCUGGCUGAACGAGGUGCGCUGCGCAGGCACCGAAUGGCAGCUGCACUCCUGUCGCCACCUCGGCUUUCGCAAGCACGUCUGUACCCAUGAAGAGGAUGCCAGUGCCAUCUGCUCAGAGCAACGCUUUCCUCCUUUCACGGCUUUCCCCACUCACACAACUUCCAGGAGGGGCAAAAUGGAAGCAGUACCGACGACGAGACCAUUGGCAUUUCCUACACCUGCUGAGGGAACCCCUGCCCUGCGUCUCGUGGGUGGCAGAAGCCACUGUUCCGGCCGGCUGGAGGUGUACCACGAGGGGCAGUGGGGGACGGUGUGUGAUGACAUGUGGGACCUUCUGGAUGUUGCCGUGGUCUGCCGGGAGCUGGACUGCGGGGAGGCUUUGGCGGCGCCAGGUGGUGCUUUCUUUGGUGAAGGGAACAGUGUCAUCUGGUUAGAUGAUGUGCAGUGCCAAGGAGAAGAGUCUGUGUUGGCGGAGUGUCAUACCAGCCCCUGGGGGACGAACAACUGCCGACACAGUGAAGACGCUGGAGCUGUGUGCUCAGGUGAGAUGCCCCUGGCCAUGGUGGAAGAGCGUGUGGCCAUGCUCACAAGGACCUUAGCACCCCUGAGACCCCGGUCUGCAGUCCCUAAAAGAAUUCCACGUCCUCAGCCUACAAGGGUCCAUGAACAACCUGCAGCUAGUGAAGCAUCACAUAUAGAUAACAACCAAAAUGAAGAUCUUUCAGAAGGGGAACUAAAUGGUCAGUGGCAGGUGCGGCUGGCAGGAGGCCCUGGAUCAUGUGCCGGUCGGGUGGAGGUUCUCUAUAAAGAUCACUGGGGCACGGUAUGUGAUGAUGGCUGGGAUCUGGUGGAUGCGGCAGUGGUGUGCCGUGAGCUGGGCUGCGGGGCCCCUCUUCUCAGCCCUGGUAAUGCACGAUAUGGGCCAGGAUCUGGACCUAUUUGGUUGGAUGACGUCAAUUGCACUGGCGCGGAGUUCACGCUACGGCGCUGUCGCUCCCAGCCCUGGGGGAAGCAUAACUGCAAUCACCAUGAGGAUGCAUCUGUCAUCUGCACAGGCAAGUGGAAGCGUCUGUCAUUGCCAAAACCAUCCAGUGAUCCGAAGAUAGCUGAAGCCACCACCACCACCACCACCACCACCACCACCACUACACAGGAUCCAAGGCCUGCAGACAAGCCAGGGCUGCAAAGCACCUUGGAUGUGGCUGAAACCACCACAGCCACUCAGGGUUUUCCAGCUGAAUGGGAGACGGAGUCACUCAGUCCGUGGUAUUCCGGUGCACCAUUGCAACCUACACAAAAUGCGGAUCUUGAAGCAGAAAAUGAGACAAAGCCAAUAAGCAUUUUGGACAGAGUUGGAACAACCCCGUAUCCAGAAAUCCUGCAGCAUGUCCAGGAGGUGAAGUCAACCAAUACCCCAAAGACAAGGUCAGCCACACACAAAUGGGAACAAGAGCCCACCCACCCCUCAGUUGAAUCUCAGCCAUCCUCAGCCAAGUGGGAUCUGGAAUCUGAAAGAGAAACUGAGCCAACAACCCCUGGGGACACAGACACACCAAUGCCUGAUCCAGAGAUCCUGCAGCAUGUACAGGAGAUGGUGUCAACCAGCCCCCCAAAGACAAAGCCAACCACACAAACAUGGGAACAAGAGCCCACCCACCCCUCAGUUGAGUCUCAGCCAUCCUCAGCCAUGUGGGAUCUGGAAUCUGAAAGAGAAACUGAGCCAACAACCCCUGGGGACACGGACACACCAAUGUCUAAUCCAGAGAUCCUGCAGCAUGUACAGGAGAUGGUGUCAACCAGCCCCCCAAAGACAAAGUCAACCACACACACAUGGGAACAAGAGUCCACCUACCCCUCUACUGAGUUUCAACUAUCCUCAGCUAUGCAGGACCUGAAGUUUGAGGGAGAAACUGAGCCAACAAGCCCAUCAGGCGCAGACCUGCCCAUGGUUGCACAAAGCCUAAAGCCUGCAACAGAGAUGUCUGAAAUACCCCCAGUCACAGAGUUGAUGUCUGAAAUACCACCGGUCACAGAGAAUGUGGAACCCUCCAAACCCUCAGCUGGAGCUCAGCCUACCACUGUUACAUGGGUUCUAGAACCUGAUAGAGAUAUGGAGGCAACCAAUCAUGCCGUACAGGAACUGUUCCUGUUGUCCAAGAACUUGGAGGCUACAAGAGAGAUGGAAUUGCCAACAGUUGAACAUGGUGUACUAUCAAUCAAUCACAUAGAAACUACUGACCCCCAAAUUCCAGAAUCUGAAGAGAACAUAGGUCAGAAGCAGCAAAAGGGAUCGAACACAGAUUCCCACUCCAUGGGGCCUAUAGUUGCACAGGACACCACCUUUGCUCUCGAUGACUUGAGCACCUUGGACGGAACAGAUGUUCACAAUGUGACUGAACUGCCCCCAAGUCCAGUGCCACACCUGGUUUCUACGGAUGGACAAUUUGAGAAUGAUUUGGCGAACUCAGGAGACACAGAAAGCGGAACAAUCUAUGCAGAUACCAUCGCCACACCAGGCUUGUCUGAAGCACCAAACAUAUCAUCUGCCGAACCUGCCACCCUCAUUGCUAGCCUUGGCAAACCAUCCUCAGGCUGCCCUCUGAAACAGGAGCCAAGGAAAGAAGACCAAGGUUGCUGCUGUUCACCACCUGCCCUGGGAAACUUGGCCCACGCAGUGGAAGGUCUCCAUGGGGAACUGGGCUCUCUUUCCACUGCCAUUCGGCAUCAGGGCUCCCAACUGGAGGCUGUUGCCCACAGUCUGGCUGAGCUGGCCGCUUCUGUGCACCAUCUGGUGAGGGUGCUGCCUGACCUGUUACAACCGGUCCCAGCCCAGACCUCAGCUCCAUGUAAGCAGGAUGAGGGCCAGUUGCAAAACCAGCUACCCUUGAAAUGAAAACGGAACUCCCUGUAAGGUAAAAGAAGUUGCCUCUUAGGCCAUAUAGGAUUGGAAGGGUCCAAAAGCUUGAACUCUGCCAUAAGAUGGGUUCGUCUCGCAAGAGCAACCCAUGCCAUCAUAUUCAACAUGUCAUAAGCAGAGAUCACCUGAAUUGCAGAAAGACAUUGUAGAAGAACUACAGCCCCGGGGCAACGGGUCUUUGGCUAAGCCCAGUCUAUUUACAAGCUAAAGAAGAUAAGUAGAAACAGAAGCUGAGAAUGGUAAAAUAGUUGGGAAAUCCUGCAUAUUCUACAGGAGGAUGCAUGAGGAUGAAUUACCUGGUAUUUGUAAGACAUUGGGUUUCUCAGGCUGCUCAUUUCAGUUCUUAUCAAACAUUUCUCCUUGCUUGGAGUGUCUAAAGGUGCCUUUGUUUUAACUAGUACAGGAACACCAGGUAGAAUGUUUGCAUAUCAUGUAUUUUAAGGAAUGCAAAAAUCAAAGAA